This is a messenger RNA of Erpetoichthys calabaricus (reedfish), 2986 nucleotides long. RefSeq names its product ring finger protein 14 (gene rnf14). The record is from RefSeq and is a predicted model, not a curated record. Gene Ontology annotation, molecular function: ubiquitin conjugating enzyme binding; ubiquitin protein ligase activity; zinc ion binding. Lineage: Eukaryota; Metazoa; Chordata; Cladistia; Polypteriformes; Polypteridae. Gene Ontology annotation, biological process: protein polyubiquitination; positive regulation of proteasomal ubiquitin-dependent protein catabolic process; ubiquitin-dependent protein catabolic process. The transcript is spliced from 8 exons. The coding region runs from base 156 to 1490 and encodes 444 amino acids. Gene Ontology annotation, cellular component: cytoplasm; ubiquitin ligase complex.
AACUAACAAUUUCUGUUUGGUUGAGAGAUAGAGAGAAGGUCUCCAUGUUUCCUGGUUUGCCAGUGGGAUAAAGAGGCAGUGUAGAACGCCUCCUCCUGCUUUUCGUGGUGUCAAGAUCAUCAAGAGUUGUGCUGCUAGUCUGUCUUGGGGUAUAAAUGUCUUCUGAAGAUUUGGAAGCCCAGAAGGAUGAGUUGCUUGCUUUAGCAAGUAUCUAUGAUGAUGAAGAAUUCAGGAGUGAUGAGGGGGCACAUGGGGGUGAAAUAAGGGUCCUUGUGGACCUGCCUGAAGAUUUCAGAAUUAUUGUUAGGGACAAAAAUAAUGAAACUGUGGAGAAUGGCCAAUUGGAAUAUAAAGUGUCUUUUUUACCUCCACUUAUUCUAAACUUUGAAUUUCCGGAUGAUUAUCCAUCUGCUUCUCCUCCCAGGUACUCUCUGAGUUGCAAGUGGCUUACAAGACUUCAGCUUACAGCAGUCUGCAAGCACUUGGAUGAACUUUGGAAUGAAAACAAUGGCAGUGUUGUCUUGUUUACAUGGAUGCAGUUCCUGAAGGAAGACCUCCUCAAGUUCUUAAAUUGUGAGUUGCCUUUUGAAAUAAUAAAUGGAACCAAGGGUGUGAAAAAAGAAACAUUGGACAACAGAGCAAUUCAAGAGGUUGACCCCAGAAUAUACCUUUUGCCUAUCCUUCUUGACUUUGAUCAAGCCCAGCAGCAAAAACUAUUUGACAGCAAAACAUAUAUAUGUGGUGUUUGCUUCACAGAGAAGAUUGGAUCUGCUUGUUUGUAUUUUAAAGAAUGCAAGCAUGUGUACUGCAAAGCCUGUCUCACAGAUUAUUUUCGGAUACAGAUCACAGAUGGUAAUGUCCAUUUUCUUAACUGUCCUGAACCAGAAUGUACCUCAUCUGCUACCCCUGCACAGGUGAAGGAACUAGUGGAAGAAGACCUUUUUGCUCGGUAUGACAGACUACUUCUCCAGUCCAGUUUGGACCUGAUGGCAGACAUAGUGUAUUGUCCUCGAAAGAUGUGUGAAACAGCAGUAAUGGUGGAGACUUCCAAUGCCAUGGGUAUUUGUCCUCGUUGCCAAUAUCCUUUCUGUAUUUCCUGUAAGAAGACUUACCAUGGUGUAUCUCCCUGUAGGAGAACAAAAGAGGAGAUUCUUGAGUUUUGCAGCCGGUACCUUGAAGGGUCAGAAGAGAAAAAAAAAUUGUUGGAGCAGACAUAUGGAAAGAGGGAGAUCGAAAAGGCCUUAGAAGAGUCUUGUAGUGAGGAAUGGCUUACGAAGAACUCCAAACCCUGUCCCCGGUGCAAUACAAAUAUUCAGAAAGUGGAUGGAUGCAAUAAGAUGACAUGUAUAGGCUGUAGGAAUUAUUUCUGCUGGGUAUGUCUGGGCUGCCUCAAUAAAUAUAGACCCUACAGUCAUUUUGAAGAUGCAUCUUCACCAUGCUUUAAUCAGUUGUUUGAAAUCUUGAAUGAAGACAAUGACGAUGAAGAUUAGGAGGAUAUCUAUGACCGAGUCCAGAUGAUAACCUACGUAUUGUGAUUCUCUAAGUUUAAACAAAAUCACAGUUGUGCUGAUUGAAUAAAAAAAAAAUAUAAGAUAGAGUAAAUAAAACUGAACUUAAGGUGGCGGGUCAAGUCUAUCCAAAAGACAUUUAUAAUAUGUUAACAACCCUAUGUUGCACUUUUAAUAUUUUUGAAUAUUGAAAGAAUACCAGAAUAAAAUGGUUAGAUUUUUGGCUUAUUCAUGCUGUAAUGCAGGAAAGAUAAUAAUGGCAUAACUGUUUACUUUGUUCUUGUAGUUGUGGAAUCCUGUGUAAUUUAUGUUCAUUGUUAAUCAGUUCUAUUAAUGAAACCAUUUUUUGGCUUAUUAACUUGAACUCUAGAAAUACAAACCUAUAUUUUGUAAGCGAAAAUAUAUGAAGAGCCCAGCCAUGAAUCCUGUUACAGUCCUGCUGAAUUCCUGAUUCUCUUUUAAGACAAGCUGAUGGCCUUCUGAUUGUAAAUUAGUUGUUACAUUUUUUUUUGCAAGAGAUUGAAAUUUUUGACGAAUCUAAAGCUUUUGCUCCUCCCCCAUAGACAAUAGGUUAUGAUGGGGGAGGAGCAAAAGCUUUAGAUUCGUCAAAAAUUUCAAUCUCCAGAUCUUAUUGUUUUAGGGUGUCCUAAUACCAAAAACAUUUCUAUCUCGAUGAUUGGGGUGUGUGUUGGUGUGUGUGUCACAGUUUCUUGAGAACUAAAGUGGCCGGACAGUAAAAUACCAAACUUGAAAAUUAAGCCUGUUAUGAGAUGACGAUGUGCUGUUUAGUUUUUGAGCCAAAUUGUGCAAGAGAAAGAGGCCCUCGAGGAACCCUCAAAUACCGCAAUUCUGCAAUUAAUUAUAAAUUCUUCUUGUAGGUUGGUAUCGUAAUGACCUAUAUUAUGUUCAGAAAGAUCAGCAUCAGAGCGGAGAGUAAUUGCUGAAAUGUUAUAGAGUAGUUUAGGUAAUUUGGUUCUUAGGGCACAAAGCCUACCGAUGCUCACGUCCGAAUUUUUUACUGGUCAUUUUGUAAGUGUGUGAGUCCAACUGCUAAUUUGUACAGAAGAGCUUCUUUCCUUCCAUCUUGAAGGCACAUUUUUGCAUUAUCAACCAAUGUCUUCAAGUGUCAGCUUCACAUUUUUGCUGGAAAAAAUAAGUUGAAUUAACUUUAAUAUUUUUUUAGAAUUCCUAAAAUCUAGAUUAAGUCUUCUCUGCUGAAGACCAAAGAGGUUAAUUACGGUCAACUUGUUGGGGCUGGGCAAAUCCUUUAGUCUAGAAAUGCACUUUAACAGGUUCUAAUGCUGCUCUGUUUUUUGUAGGUGGACAGAACUGAACUGAGUUAUCCAAAUGUAGACUUACUUGCAUAUUUUACAGCUUGAGACUAGCAUCCUAUCAUUCUACAGAAUGUCUGAUACAGAUUAACAUUUUAUUUACCAUUGUGAUGUGUGUCAACAAACUACACCAGGUCAUCAUCAUAA